UUAUAUUUACUAACUCCAUUCUCUUUCCGUACUUCCAUUUGUUAAAGUAACCAAUAGCAUUCAGCUCCACGCCCUUUUCAUUUAUUUUACAUUUCUUUAGUCUCUGAAAGUGAUCUUCUCCAUUAUUCUUUGUUUGGUGUUUGGGAAAUGGAGAAGCAGGAACCAGGGGCGGGAGGCUAUUUCGGUGAUAUGGAAGUGUUGUUUCUACGAAAGGACAUGCAGAUAGAGCAGAGUGAGUUCUGUUUUGAGUACAAGGAGAAUGCUCACCAUCAAUUCAUGCUAAUAUCAACACUGAAGGAUCACUCCAUUUUGAUCCCUUCAAGGGGACUUACUGCCUUCUUGGUUUUUUUGGAAGGCUUUUGUUCUGGUUCUGAAAACAACACACCGAAGAAGGGCUCUGGCAAACCAAAACAACUCAAGAUCGAUGACAAAGUGGAGUUCCUCUUUCAAGUUGGGCAGAACAAAUGGGGCCACUUUCUAAAGGUACAGUGAGAUAAUGUGGAUUGUUAGAAUCUGCAUUGCGUACAAAUUUUUGCUGGAUGUAAAGUAAUGCAAUAGUAAGUCAACAGAUAUGUAUGUUUGAUGGAACUUUGCACAAUUGCUGGAGCUUUCAACUGGGUAGUGAAAUAUGAGCUCAAUGCUGAGGCCGGAGAUGUGCUUCUUGAAAUAAUCUUGCACUCUUCUUUAAAUUUGAUAAUUAAGCAGAAGAAUGUACUUGAGAUUUUUAUGGCAACUUAUGCGUACACACUUGUGUAUAGAUGUUAAACAACAUGUGGCUGCGUAUAUUUUGUCCAUAAAUAUCAAAAGUCCAUGAACAAAAUUCACUUUUAACAAUGCAUCACGUGCUCCACCGGACUAGUUUCUUCUUCUGCCUUCUGUAAUGACCUAGAACUUGCUAUAUAUAGAUGCAUGUGACAUCACAUUAUGAUAAGAUUAAGAUAUAAUAUACUUAUAUAUAGCUAGCUCUUCAUUUCUUGCAUCUUCUAUGAGAUCAGCCUGAAAAUAAAAUAUUCUUAU
Messenger RNA from Mangifera indica (mango), 1017 nucleotides. Its product is annotated as transcription factor Pur-alpha 1-like. The coding region runs from base 148 to 492 and encodes 114 amino acids. Gene Ontology annotation, molecular function: RNA polymerase II transcription regulatory region sequence-specific DNA binding; purine-rich negative regulatory element binding. Lineage: Eukaryota; Viridiplantae; Streptophyta; Magnoliopsida; Sapindales; Anacardiaceae. The transcript has 3 exons. The record is from RefSeq and is a predicted model, not a curated record.